Molecule: messenger RNA, 1565 nt
Organism: Melanaphis sacchari
Lineage: Eukaryota; Metazoa; Arthropoda; Insecta; Hemiptera; Aphididae
Product: tigger transposable element-derived protein 4-like
Exons: 1
Coding region: 38-1423 (461 amino acids)
Cellular component (GO): nucleus
Molecular function (GO): DNA binding
Source: RefSeq, a predicted model, not a curated record
AGUCAGAGUUGUACAUACAUACAUAUUUUUCUUAACAAUGUCACCUUACGUGCCACGUAAAACUUUAAAUUUAAAACAAAAGGUAGACAUUAUUCAUUUUAAAGAUUCUAGCGAAGGUUGGUCUAUUCGUAAACUUGCUGAAAAAUUUGGCAUCGGUAAAACGCAAGUGGCUGAAAUUUUAAAGAAUAAAGAAAAUAUAUUACGUCGAUACAAAGAAAAUUCUCGCCGAUUCCAGAGAAACGGGCCAGGUGAAUUGAUUGAUAAAAUUGUUUUAGAAUGGUUUAACCAUGUUAGAAAUAAAAAUGUGCCUUUAUCUGGACCAAUCAUUCAAGCAAAAGCUUUAGAAGUUGCGCGUGAAAUCGAGUGUGACGAUUUCAAAGCUUCCAAUAGUUGGUUAGAGAGUUUCAAGGUAAGGCAUAAUUUAGUUUUUAAAUCGAUUUGCGGAGAAUCGACUUCUACAAAUCUAACAAUUGUGAAUAAAUGGAAAUCGAAAAUUUCGGAAAUAAUGAUAGGGUAUGAGCCACAAAAUAUAUUUAAUGCUUAUGAAACUGGUCUGUUUUACCGAGCAUUGCCAGACAAAACGUUUUCCUACAAAGGGGAAUCAUGCUCUGGUGGAAAAAUAGCUAAAGAACGUUUGACUAUUCUUCUGUGUGUCAGUAUGUCCGGAGAAAAACUUAAACCACUUGUCAUUGGAAAAUCUGUCAAACCAAGGUGUUUUAAAGGAAUUGAUAUUAGUAAACUAGAAGUAGAAUGGAAGGCGAAUAGUAAAGCAUGGAUGACUACUCAUAUAAUGACAAAUUGGCUUCAACGACUCGAUCAACAAAUGAAAAUUCAAAAUAGAAAAAUUUUAUUGUUUCUUUAUAAUGUAACAUCACAUGCACAUCUGUCUUUAGACAACGUAACACUUAUUUUUUUUCCUCCAAACAUAACAUCAACUUUUCAACCUUUAGAUCAAGGAAUAAUCAAAAAUUUCAAAGUUUUUUACCGCAAGUUCGCACUACAACACAUUAUUGCAAAUCUAGAUAACACUCGAAAUGCACACGACCUGGCAAAGCAAAUCGAUGUUUUAAAAGCGAUUAUAUGGGUGAAAAAAGCAUGGACAGAAAUUUCAUCAUUUACAAUCACAAACUGUUUCAAAAAAGCAGAAUUUCCGUUUAGUGAACCUCCAGAAAUCGAAAAUGAAGUGAAUAACAAUGAAUUGAUUAAAUUAAUGGAGUUUCUUCCGUUGCCUAGAAACGACGAUUUUGCCACGAUAGUCAGUAAUUUGUCUACAGAAUGUAGCUCAGAUGAAAUAGCUAUGAUUUUAAAUAACAUUCAAACUGAAUUAAAUCUCAUGGAUACCGAUGAUGAGCAGCAAGCUGAUGACCAACUAGAAAAUUCUGAAGUUAAGACGUUUAAAAAUUAUUCAGAAGCUCUUGAAUAGUUUAUUCGUCUGAAAGAGUUUUAUUUGAAUGAUAAGGUGAUGAAAAAGGGUUUUCAUACGUGAGCGAAUUAAUUAUCUAUCACGAGUUGGAAAUGACCAAAUCGAAGUUCAAAAAACAAACAUCAAUACAAUCAUUUUUUAA